CAACAGUGAAUUUGGCCUACCCGCCAACAAAUGGCAAAGUCUUGUCUCGGAUAUCUUCAGUAUCAUUGUGAGGAGUCUUAAGGCCGGCCGCUCGCCAUCAGACAUAAAUAUCUGCAAAGAGUCCAAUGGAUAGCUUGAAUUGAAGACAACCGGAUCAGUAUUACCGUUUUUUGCCAUGUAUAAUGCGCAAAAUUUAACUAAUUUAUUGUCCUAAAAUCUGGGGUGCGCAUUAUACAUGGGUACAAAAAAAAUAAAUACAAAAUUUAUUUUAUUUUUUAUCCGGAUGUGGUACGGAGGCCGCCAUUACAGAUGCGCUUUCUUCUCUGCUGUUCACUUCAAACACGCUCCGUACGAACACAAUGCUCUCGUAUCAGACAAGGCUUGCUCGAUCACCUGCUCGUUUGCUGUCACAAUGUACCCUACACAAAUCCCAAACAUUUCUUCGCUAUCGAGUUUGCUAGCGCAUGCGCAGUGAUACUGACCGGCAGAAUAACAUCCGGUUGUUCCCAAAGAUGAUCUUUUUUCUGAAAUAAUUUUACAUUUACAGACUUAAGUAGGAGUCCAAAUUUGAGUGCGUAUUAUACAUGGGUCCAGGCUUUUUUCCAGCACCAACAUGCCAUUUCUAGGGACGAUGUCGUCGACGUGGAUGACAACGCCUCGCGGCGACUUUGUCGGGUCACCGUGACGACCGCCACUCUUCACACCACUGCUCCGUGGUUUUUUUAGGUUUUGAUUUUUGUCAGCUGGAUAAGAAAAUCGAAACCUAAAGAAAAAAUGGCGCGGAUGGCCGUGUCGUCUGUGUUUUUCCCUUCCCCGGGCGGUGUGACGAGUCCCCCCGUCGCCUAAAAGUCGCUGUCCCGCCGGCUGAAGCUUCGGCGUGCGUGGCUGAGGAGUCCGCGGUGGAGUGGUCGAGGCCGCUCUCCCUGGUGAGAAAAGUAACAGACAAGCUCCAUGCCCUCCUGGUCUCCGUGGCAACUGAAUGCCAGUGAAAACGCCCCGUGUGUCACGUGACAGCCAGCACCUCCAAGCUAACUUUGAAGUGCCGACAACACAGAGAUCAACGAGGUCCAGGCGGAAUCCACAAAGGAGAUGUCCAAGACUUGAAGAAAGAGCAACUCGCUUGGCCUAUGAGCAGGCUUUUGGGACAGCUGCCGUUCCAACGAUGGCUGGUCACGGUUUUCAAGAAACACUUUUCCAGUCCUGGUUUUUGGAACGGGCGGCCAUUUCUCUCCCGGUGAACACGUGCGUAUGUGCGUCUUUGGUCUUGGCCGCAAACGCGAAUGCCAGAGCGAGGGACGUCCCGCGGUGGCCAUUUUGCAACGCUCCGUUUGACUUUGUGAAGGUUUUGAAACGGAUCCACGUCUCCGCCGUAUCAAGACUGGCGGCUUUUGCCAGGCGUGGAAAAAUGGUGGCAAUGAAACUCUUGAUGUCUUGCUUGCUGCUGUUAUGCAAGCGGCGCAUCUCAGUGGGCCACCACUGUUUUGAGUUGCAUUGAAUAAAAAAUGUUUUGGAUUUAUCCCAUUUAAGUUCAGUAUCAGCUGACAUAUGCGCUGGACUGCCCUAAAACGGGCCCUCUCAAGAUGACUUCCAGCUUCGCGCUUUGAAAAUGGCACUUUAAUCAUGACUGUUUUAGCAAGGUGGCCAAAACAAAUGUGGCUGGGGCUGAUUCUCUGGUUCCAUUUUCGGUGCCAAGCUGUCUGGCCCGUCAUCAUGACAGCGUCAUGGGGUCUCAUCCGGCCCGUGGAGAGAGACUGCAUUCAUUUACUGCACUGCAAUUUUGCAAUCGAAGCGAUUGUCAUUGCUCAUUGUGCCCACCAGAGGGCGCACUUCAGCCCGACGCAGUCCAACUUGCGUGUUGCUUCUUGAGCUUCGCUCUCAUUUGACAUAAGAGUUGAAGUGAAAGAGUUAAGUUGUUAAGUUGGGGGCUCACCUGACCUGACAGCGCCCCGCCCCCAGCCACCCACCCACAAUCCGCACGAGGCUCUGCGCUGCGCUUCGCAACUUUACUUCGCUCUCACGCGUGGAAAUGAGCCGAUCUCCGACUGAUUGACAGCUGCGCGUCCGAUUGUGCGACGUCAUGGAAAUCCCGCCGCUCCUGGUGGCGCUCAUGGUGACGUCACAGGUGUUCGCAGACACGAGCGCGUCCUCAUCGGGCCAUCGCGUUAGCAAGCGCUACACCAUCAACCCGCUCGGGUACAAGUGGACGCACGCAAACAUCACGUACAGGUUGGAGUCGUUUCCCGACACGCUGAGCGCGGACGCCACGAGACAGGGGCUCAGCUCGGCCUUCUCCAAGUGGAGCGACGUGUCGCCGCUCAGCUUCACCGAAGUCCGCCAGCGCGACGCAGAUAUCACCAUCGGUAGUGCUACCCGCAACCCGGCGCGCGCGCGCGCGUCUGUGAGUGUAAACGGGCGUGCAAGUACGUGUUUCUACGCUUUGAACCACUCGGACUGCGCGUCGUCUCCUCUCCAUCCCUGUUUCGAUGGCAUCAACGGCGAGCUGGCCCACGCCUUCCUUCCACCACGUGGUGAGAUCCACUUUGACAAGCACGAGUUCUGGAUCAUCGGGAGGUCCCGCUUCAGCUGGAGCCGAGGCGUGUGGCUUAACGACCUGGUCCAGGUGGCAGCGCACGAGAUCGGCCACGUGCUGGGUCUGUGGCACUCGGCCCACCCGCACGCCCUCAUGAACCCCAACGCCACCACCACGGGCCAGAGGGACGUCGGGCCCGACGACGUCCGGGCCAUACGGAGGCUCUACGGCUGCGUGGACAAGCGGCGGGCGUGCGAGCGCUGGGCGGGCUCGGGCCUGUGCCAACGUCGCAAGCGGCUGAUGCUGAGGACCUGCCCGCGCCGCUGCCGCCUGUGCUCGGAGGCCCCGGAGGCCAUGACCACACCGCCGCCGCCCGCUAAUGUCAGGGUGAAGGUGGUCUCGCGCGGUAAGGUGGUGGGCUUCCGCUGCGGCACCAAGAACCUACCAUGGCCCGCACCCAAAGUCAGGUCAGCCCAGCCGCACGCUCUAUCGGGAGGGGAACCGCUAAAACAGGCAGGAUGCCCCGGAGAGAGAGGCGCGCGAUGGAGCUGGUACAAAGACGGCGAGCGCAUCGCUGCCUCGGUCCCGGGACAUAUUGCGCUGAAAGGUCGCGACCUCCGCAUCGUGGCCAACGAGUUCAACGAGGGCGUCUACACCUGCCACCUCCACGGCCGCGGCCGCGCCUCGGCCGCCAACUCCUGGAGCGUCCGACUCCGGAAGCCGGCCGGCUGGCCGCAGCUGACCCGCUCGCAAAGCGCCUCGACGUGACGUUGUGCUUCGGCGUCCGUUAGAGCGGGGCUGUCCGAAGCGGGCCCCGGAGUGCCUUUAAGAGUAUUUGAUGACGCUAGAUUCCUUUUCCAGUUUUCCCAGUAGAUUUGGCCGCUCACUUUGACUUCCCCCCCACAAGCACUGUGAGCGAUUGAAGCGCUCAUCCAUCUUUCAUUUGAUGACUUUCAGCUGCGAGCAAAGUGGCGUACAUCUCGUUAGCAUGCGAGCUACGCUAAGGCGGUGCCCUUUGAACUUGACUCUUAACAAGCCGGUGUCAGAUGGUUGACGUCUUUUCUUGUCUCGGCGGUCAGGUGGCAAACAUUUAGAAAGGGCCGGUCGCCGUGGAAACCAAGCGGGCCGCCUGAGAAACUUUCAUUAGAAAUGACUGACAAGCGCAGCCGACGAUCAACAACGGCCGUGAAUAAUACCCGUCACGUCGACGGCGGAUGCCGGUUACCGUGGCGAUGUGGUGGCUGCCUUUUAUUUAUCUUGGGUGUCCGCUCACGUCGCCUUUCCUUUUACUAAAUCUCGUUUGGGGUUCGCCAACGUUUGGCUUGAAUAAAAGUCACACUUGAGCACAAAA
Messenger RNA from Syngnathus typhle (broad-nosed pipefish), 3881 nucleotides. It is a transcript of the gene mmp23bb, whose product is annotated as matrix metallopeptidase 23bb. Lineage: Eukaryota; Metazoa; Chordata; Actinopteri; Syngnathiformes; Syngnathidae. Gene Ontology annotation, cellular component: extracellular matrix. The record is from RefSeq and is a predicted model, not a curated record. The transcript has 9 exons. The coding region runs from base 2078 to 3298 and encodes 406 amino acids. Gene Ontology annotation, molecular function: metalloendopeptidase activity; zinc ion binding. Gene Ontology annotation, biological process: extracellular matrix organization; proteolysis; collagen catabolic process.